CCCAUGUAGAGAGAGGAGGGGAGCUGUCAAAAGAGACAGAAAAUAAGAGAGAGAGAGACAGGCUAGGGGCGAAGAGCAGGAAAAGAGAAAAGACUGCAACCCCCCAAAAAUCCGGUGACCAUGGACCCUGUCCCGAGGAUGGUCAGUCCUGUCUGUCUGAUCAAGAACGAGGAAGGGAAGACGUUGCAGGUGAACCCAGAAGCUGAGAGGAUCCUGAAGAACAUCUCCCAGCCAUUGGUGGUGAUAUCCAUUGCAGGACCUUAUCGUUCUGGGAAGUCCUACCUGAUGAACAAAUUAGCCGGAGCAUGCGGCGGUGGGUUUUGCGUGGGGGACACGGUGGAGGCCAAGACUAAAGGGAUCUGGAUGUGGUGCAUCCCCCAUCCUGAAAAGAGAGACCACACGUUGGUUUUACUGGACACCGAGGGACUCGGGGAUGUGAUGAAGAUUGAGAAACAGAGUGAAUUAUCAAUUCUGACCCUAUCCGUGCUAAUCAGCAGCACCAUGAUCUACAACAGCAAGGGGGUAAUUGGCCAGGAGGACCUGGAGAAGCUGUACGCAGUUUCUGAGUACAGGGAAUACCUGAUGGACAGAGAGUCGAAGAACACCCAGGAAGAUGGAGAAGGGGUAGAGCCUGAGGUGAUCCCCCUUUUCAUCUGGGUUUUGCGAGAUUUUUCUCUGCAGCUGGAAAUUAAUGGCCGACCUUUCACUGAAGAUGAAUACUUGGAGAACUGCUUGAAGGACAUACCAAACGCAAAAUCUUUAAAGAUGCAACAAAAAAACAUGAUCAGACAGUGUAUCAGGGCGAUGUUCCCGACACGUAAAUGCUUCAUCUUUGGGUCACCACCUCCGAGCAACCAGACCACUGAGCUUCGGCCUCCGAGGGACCUUAAUGAGCAAUUUACAAGAAAAACAGAGGAAUUCUGUCAGUACAUCUAUGAUAACGUCGAGGCCAAAACGCUUCAAGGAGGUCAAACUGUCACCGGAUCGAUUCUUUGGAAGCUGCUCCCGAAGUACAUCAAAGCUGUAAAGAGCGGAGAUUUCACUGCUUUGGAGACUUCUAUAAGCUACUUGGCUGCAGAAAAAAAUGAGAAGUGCAUUAAAUCGGCCACGAAUCUAUACGAGGAGAAGAUGAAAUCUAAGUCCGUCCACAUGGAGAGUGAAUUCCAGGAGCUUCAUGACAUCUGCAUGAAGGAGGCCCUUCAGACCUUCCAGAGAACUUAUUUUAAGCAUAAAAAAGAGGAAAACAGAAAAUAUGAGGACGCUCUUAAGGCCAUAUUGAUGGAGAAGAAAAACUCAUUCUGGAAGCUGUGCGAAGAAUCUUCAUUAAAAGUCUGCAGUGAUCUCAUCCAACAACUGGCAAAACCACUGGAAAAAGCCUUACAUGAAAACAAAUACCAUGUGGUGGGAGGACACGGUGCCUUCACUGAGGAGAAGAACAAAUUUGUUUCCCGAUAUAACCAGGAAUGUGGCAAACAUGUUAAGGCCGAAGAUGUUCUCCAAGCCUACCUGAAGACCAUGGACAACGUGGAAAAGAUCAUUCAUCAAACCGAUACAAAGCUGUCAGAGACAAAGAAGAGAAAAUACAAAGUGGACGAUGUGGGAGACAGCGGCCAGCUCACAGACUACAUCCGCAGCUACCAGCUGGAGAGCAAGACCCAUCAGCGACUUCUCAUCCAAGUCAUUGGUUUUACCGGCCAUGGGAAGUCGUCCUUUGUGAAUUCCUGUCUGUACACGGUGCACUCCAAGAGCUUUGAGAACCAUGCAGCCGAAUGUUCGACUACUUUAAACAGAAGAGGCUACCAGCUGACGGAGAGCAUCACUAUAGCAGACAAUCGGGGCUUCCACCCCAUGGACUCCUCUGUGAUGAACGAGAUUUAUGCUCAACUCGGUGGUUUUGUGCCACUGAAUCAGCCCGUGAUAUGGGGUGAGAAUAAACAUUUGCCAUUAACUUGGGCAAACAGCUCCGUACCUGACUUAGUGGUGCCCGUCCUCAUCUGCAGAGCAACGUAUUGUUUCAAUAACAAAGAAUUCCAAGAAAUGAAACAAUUCCUUAAAGACAGUCAGAAGAUUACAAAGAUCCUGCCAUUUGUGGUUAUAACCAAUAAGCUGAGCGGAAGCAGUGACUACUUGGAGGGGCAGUUUUUCCAGAUGGGAAUAGAGAAAAUUUACGCUCUGGAGAACUAUACCGUCCAGGACCACGAUCGCGUGCGGCAGAAACACCUGGUUUUCCUGAAGUUCCUCUAUGAUGUCCUGCAAACGGUGGAUUUUAUUUUUAAGUAGGAUCCCCAAGAAAAGACAGAAUAAUGCGGUCACCCGAUAAUAUACGUGUCAUGGGAGCAAAGUUUUCAAAAUGUGUCAACUAAAAACUGUAUUCUCUGUUAAUUGGGAGGACAACUACCCCCCCCAUCGUGGGUGGGAGG
This is a messenger RNA of Spea bombifrons (plains spadefoot toad), 2420 nucleotides long. Its product is annotated as guanylate-binding protein 3-like. Gene Ontology annotation, molecular function: GTP binding; GTPase activity. The transcript is spliced from 13 exons. Lineage: Eukaryota; Metazoa; Chordata; Amphibia; Anura; Pelobatidae. The record is from RefSeq and is a predicted model, not a curated record. Bases 121 to 2280 code for a protein of 719 amino acids.